Molecule: messenger RNA, 720 nt
Organism: Kluyveromyces marxianus DMKU3-1042
Lineage: Eukaryota; Fungi; Ascomycota; Saccharomycetes; Saccharomycetales; Saccharomycetaceae
Gene: MRP20
Product: mitochondrial 54S ribosomal protein uL23m
Exons: 1
Coding region: 1-720 (239 amino acids)
Biological process (GO): mitochondrial translation
Cellular component (GO): mitochondrial large ribosomal subunit; ribosome
Molecular function (GO): structural constituent of ribosome
Source: RefSeq, a predicted model, not a curated record
AUGCCACGUUUUUUGCCUAGUCUGAAACAAGGGUUCAGAAACCUUGCUACUACGGUGGAAACAGAGACUGCUUCAUCGCAGCUGAAUACAUCUCGUCAGUCCGUGCAAAGCAGGAUUCUAGAGUGGUCUCGUAAGGCUAUUGAUGAGGGAAAGCCACAUUUCAGGGUUGGUGGUACAGAAGUUUUCUUUCCUAAGGCGAGGGUUAUUCUUUUGAGGCCCAAUGCUAAGCACACUCCGUUCCAAGCGAAGUUUAUUGUUCCAAAAUCGUUCAACAAGUUAGAUUUGAGAGAUUAUCUUUUCCACCUGUACGGGCUAAGAGCACUUAAUGUGACCACACAGUUGUUGCAUGCGAGAUACACACGUGCGACACCAGUUUCGCCUAGAUACCGUACGCCACAGAUCAAGAAGAUGACUAUUGAAAUGGCAGAGCCAUUUAUCUGGCCAGAGGAGCCAGAGGACAAGAGUGCAUGGAAUAUCGAGUUCCAGAAGGAGUUGGAGCAGUACAGAUCUGAUAGGAUGAGACUAGGGUCAGACACAAACAAGCCUUCUGAAGCGUUCGGCGGUGCGUUGGGUCCAUACCCUGAAACAGCCAAGCCAUUUAUCCCAAGAUUUUUGAAGAGAAGACUCAUUAACAAAAAGGAGAGAGAGGCUAAGAGGGAAGAGUACUUGGAGCAGCUUGGAAAGGUCUCCAAGGUUCUAUCUAAAUCGGAACUAGUGUGA